AUGUGCGUGUGCGUGGAGGGAAUUUACAGCAAUAAUUGCUGCCGAGCGCUUGUUGGGUUCCAGGCGGCGUGCAUAGCUCACCUCUUUUCACCUGCUCGGCAAUCCCAUGGCACAGAGGAUAAUGACUGUAAGAAUAUGGAAGAAUCACAGGAAACCCACAUAUCCAAGUACUUAGAUGAAAUUGUGGCUGCCGUCAGCAUCACGCCGAGAAGGAAGUUGGCCUACAAGCUGCCUCAGACGGUCCUCUUCCAGCCUCCCCAAGAGAAACUCCAGCUCAGUGAAGAGAAAGCAAAGUUCUAUUCCAGCCGACACGAGCAUAAGCAGGCGAUCCAGGAGCUCGUACGUUGCGUAGCCUUGACCAGGAUCUGCUAUGGUAGCUGCCAUUGGAAACUAGCAGAGGCGUACGUUAAUCUGGCUCAAGGCUACCUCCAGCUGAAAGGACUGUCCCUGCAGGCCAGACACCACGCAGAGACAGCCAGAGAAAUCCUCACCAGCUCCAUCGGGCCUCCCUAUGACGACAACACGGAUGUGUUCAGGUGUUCCAUCGAGCUGUUUCACACCCUGGGGAGCGCCCUCCUGGCCCUUCAGAAAUUUAAGGAGGCAGCAGAGAACUUGGCGAAAGCAGAGAGGCUCUCGAAGGAGCUGCUGCGAUGUGGGAGGAUCGUGAAGGAGGAGUGGAUAGAAAUCCAAGCUCGGAUCAAACUGUCAUUCGCGCGGAUGUACCAGGGCCAGAGGAGAUGGGAGGAGGCCCUUCCCCACUACCAAGAGGCUCUGGAGCACACGGAGAGCAGCCGAGGGGAGGAGAGUCCGGAGUGCGUGCCGGUGCUGAGGGAGCUGGCGGGCGCCGAGCGGGCCCUGGGGCUGCACGGCGCGGCCAUCAACCACUUCCUGCAGGCGCAUCUCAUCGUCCUGGGCGCAGAGCCGUCCGGAGAGGAGGCCGGGGAGUCCGCCCACUGCGUGGCCCGCGCCGCCGUGGCUUCCGGGCAGCCCGAGCACCACGAUGUGGCCGAGCGGUACUUCCAGGAGAGCCUGGCCCACCUGAGGGACGCGGAAGGGACGGGGAGAGCCAAGUUCCUCUCGGUUCAGGAUGAAUACUGCCAUUUUCUGCAAGGCGCCGGGCAGGAGGAGAAAGCGACCUCGAUCCUGAGGGGGUCCCUGGAGGCCAAAGUGGGGGUGUUUGGCGACCUCAGUCCCGAGGUGGCAGAGACCUACCGGCUCCUGAGUGGCGCCGACCUGGCCCAGGGGAACCACAGCGGGGCCUACAAGAAGCUGAACAAAUGUCUCCAGAUUCAGACCCUCUUGUACGGACCGCAGGACCGGCGGACGCUGGCCACCCAGCAGGCCCUGGACGUGCUGUCCAAGGCCCCCGAGAUGGCCACCGUGAAGCUGAGGUCGGCCUCAAGAGCCAGAGCCAGGCCCGCCUUCUGCACCGGCAAGGCCCAGCACGCAGCGCCCUGGAGGGCCAGGCCCCACGUGGCGGACUGA
Pipistrellus nathusii (Nathusius's pipistrelle) is the source of this 1485-nucleotide messenger RNA. NCBI's taxonomy places the organism in Eukaryota, Metazoa, Chordata, Mammalia, Chiroptera, Vespertilionidae. The record is from the annotation of a GenBank genome assembly.